GCUUAGUUCACGGUCAUGACCACUAAGGAAAAAUGUAAAAUAUCGCAAUAAAUACAUAAUUUGAAUUAUAAAGAAUAUAAUAAUAUAAAAUAAAUGAGGGAAUAUCGUAAACAGAUGUCCUUAGCAAUUAAGUUCAUAAUAAAGACUGUUUGCAGGAGAUAAAACUCAUAAUUCUACCAUUAACAACAUUAUUCACUAUGUGUAAGUCGCUUUGUAUUGUGUGCCGUUAAAAUGAGUGCAAAAGACAGCUAUAAUGUGAGAAAAAGCCAUGAAAAAGUGGCACCAGACGGUGGAUGGGGCUAUGCAAUAGUCAUAGCUGCAAUCAUAAAUAUUUCAAUUUCAACAAUGUUUCUCUCCAGUUAUGGGCUGCUAUUCAAAGCUUUUCUUCAAGAAAUAGGAGUGCGUCCCACUCAAGCAACGUUGAUUUUUGGCGUUAGCUCUUUUAGUACAGCGCUAGGAGGUUACCUCACCAGUCCGCUGCUAAGACUAAUGAGUUUACGAAUGCUGACGUUUAUAUCAACAUUGAUAUUCAAUGCUGGUGUGAUUUGCAUUUUACUUGUAAAGUCAGUAUUUGCAUUCCAUAUAUGCCAGGGUAUUUUGCAGGGUCUUGGAUUCGGCUUUGCAUAUAAUUUAUCGUACACGAUAAUAAAUGAUUACUUUGUGAAGAAACGGCUGAUGGCUAUAAGCUUAGGACACACUGCGAUUGCUGCAAUAAACAUGCUCGGGCCCCCUUUAUUAAAAUGGUCAUUAAACGAGUUCGGAUUUCGUGGUACAGUCUUAUUGAUGUCCGGAUUGUCGUUACACAAUUUCAUAUCAGUUGCUUUAAUGCAACCAGUGGACUGGCAUAUGAAACGCGUUGAAUUAUCGACUGGAAGUAACGAAAAGUUGUUACACGACAAGAAGAGAAGCGAAGAGGCUGCUAUUGUGCCCUUUAUUAAAAUAACUAAACCAGAUGGAAAUCUAUCGAAAAGUGGAGAAAAAAUUUCAUCAGAAUUCAAAGAAGAUGACGUCAUCGAGAAAGGCAUCAAAUGGAUAGACAAAUCUCUAUGCCGUACAUUUCUUAUGUCCUGUGUGUGCGUUGGACCAGCACUCGCUCUGUUCGCUGAUGCAAUGUAUGCAGACAUUUUCCCACAAGCCUUGCACAUCGCUGGAUGGGAUAAAAAUAACCUGGCAUUGGCACUCUCCCUGUAUGGGGUCGGAGACCUGGUUAUGCGCAUACUGUUUAUCUUCCUUAGUAGUUGGCUACAGCAGUUUGGAAGUCAAGAACUUUACAUACUAGGUGUUACUAUUGGUUUAGUUUCUAGGCUUGGAAUGCUAUGGUCAAAGAGCAGAAUACCCAUACUGCUUUACAUAGUAGUCGUGGGGACGUCGCACUGUGCUGUCAAUAUUCUAAUACCUUUGGUGGUAGCUGAUGCUGUGCCUUCAGACAAGUUCACGACAGCUUUGGGCAUGUUGAUGAUGCUGACUGGACUCAUUAACUUGGUUAUUGGACCCGCUAUUGGUGCAGUGAGGGAGUUAUCGGAGAGUAACGGCCCCGCAUUCUACCUCAUUGCGUCUUGUUUCGCGAUCAUCGUGUUGUUCUGGUCGAUCGAGCUCUGCUACAAGAGGAACAAACACAAACGACUGCAGCGUAGAGAAUAUUUGCAGAAGAAAAUAAAUAAACAAUAAAUCUUUA
Molecule: messenger RNA, 1675 nt
Organism: Trichoplusia ni (cabbage looper)
Lineage: Eukaryota; Metazoa; Arthropoda; Insecta; Lepidoptera; Noctuidae
Product: monocarboxylate transporter 6-like
Exons: 10
Coding region: 232-1668 (478 amino acids)
Biological process (GO): monocarboxylic acid transport; transmembrane transport
Molecular function (GO): monocarboxylic acid transmembrane transporter activity
Source: RefSeq, a predicted model, not a curated record